UGACAGUAGAUUAAUUUUUGACAACAUGAUCAAAAUAGCAUUGACAGAUCCAGACGAUACCCACAACAAUCUUCAUGUCCAAAUGUUUAUUCUAUCUGUGUAUGCUGACGAGCAUAGCUAACCAGACCCCAGCAACCGCCACCACUACCCAGACCCCAGGGACCACCAUCACCAGCAUCCACAACCAAACCAACAGUUUCGACGAACCCCUACAACCCCGCAUAUACGUCGCAGCCCCCGAAUGCCCCGACUUCCUCUUCUUCGUCUCCCUACUGCGCAGCAACGGCGAGCAGCACUGCGGAGGCUCCCUGAUCGGCCCCUACUGGGUCCUGACCGCAGCCAGCUGCAACUACUUCCGGCUCUCGGCCACCGCUGGCCCCUACACCGAGGCAGUGCAGCGCAUGUUCCCCCACCCCAGCUUCAGCAUGCACAGCGUCGAGCACGACGUAGCGCUAGCGAAGCUUCAGAACGCCAUCCCAUCGCUGGCCGAGCAAGUAAGCUACGUCAGCUUGCCCAAGGACAUUUUCGAGGGCGUUAUAGAGAACGAGGUGUGUGCCAACGUGACUCUGAUGGGUAUGGGAAGGAGGGCCCCACUAGGAGCGUCGUCAGAGGAACUGGCGUGUCUUCAGGUGGGCACCAUCACUUACGAAGCUUGCGCUGGGGAGUUCCCAGGUGUAACCAUGCAGAAGGUAGUGAUGUGUUCGCGGACGGAAGCGAAGCACGCUUGCGAGGGGGAUACGGGGGGACCGGUGAUGUGUGAAGGAGUCCAGUUCGGGAUCAUAAGUUGGGCUUGCGAUUGCAAGGAUGAGCACCCGGACGUUUUUACUAGGGUGGAUAGGCAUUUGGGGUUUAUCGUAGCGACCGUCAAGCAAAAUCGAGCGAGGAGGAUGGGCUGCGGUGGGACGGUCUUCGUUGUUUUAGUUACGGUUGUUCAGUGUUUCGCUAAUAAAUGUUCAUGAGAUGAAAAUCG
This is a messenger RNA of Phaedon cochleariae (mustard beetle), 970 nucleotides long. The record is from the annotation of a GenBank genome assembly. NCBI's taxonomy places the organism in Eukaryota, Metazoa, Arthropoda, Insecta, Coleoptera, Chrysomelidae.